This is a messenger RNA of Pogoniulus pusillus (Red-fronted tinkerbird), 3354 nucleotides long. RefSeq names its product solute carrier family 13 member 1 (gene SLC13A1). Gene Ontology annotation, biological process: transmembrane transport. The record is from RefSeq and is a predicted model, not a curated record. Bases 213 to 2234 code for a protein of 673 amino acids. The transcript has 16 exons. Gene Ontology annotation, molecular function: sodium:sulfate symporter activity. Gene Ontology annotation, cellular component: membrane. Lineage: Eukaryota; Metazoa; Chordata; Aves; Piciformes; Lybiidae.
ACCAGGUGGCAGGUGUCUUGUGCUACCCCUCAAGGUGCCUCCUGGCACGAACUUUUGAAUUCAUUGGCCAGAACAGCAAUGCUAGUGCCUAUUGGCCAGUUGCAUUUCCAAAAGGAUGUAUUUAAGGGGGGGGUGAUUUAGAAACUGCCUUUCUGCACUGACCCUCCACCAGCACCUCAUUCACUGCUCGUUGACUGGGAAUCACAUUGGCCAUGUGUUUGCAGUUAGCACUAGCAGCACAGCAGCAGCAACUCGGUUCUUCUCUCCUUCCCUCUGCCUGGAAUAUUUUGCAUUUUACCCCAGGAUCAUUACCGUGGAUUUUGGAAGCAUCUUUGUACAGGAAGCUUUCUCAAGGACCAAAGCAUCGUGCUAGAGCUAAUGUUUCUGCAGGAAAGUUCAUCUACCAACCAUCAACCAUGAAAAUUCUUAGCUACUUCUUGAUUUACCGAAGGUUCCUGCUCAUUGUUCUCACCCCGCUGCUUUUGCUUCCACUUCCACUUAUCAUCAAAACCAAAGAAGCAGAAUGUGCAUACACAUUGUUUGUAGUUGCCAUCUUUUGGCUCACAGAAGCUUUGCCACUGGCUGUUUCAGCUUUGCUCCCUGCCUUUAUGUUCCCAUUGUUUGGUAUAAUGGCAUCCAAGCAGGUGGCAUCUGCUUAUUUCAAAGACUUUCAUCUGCUGCUGAUUGGAGUAAUUUGUUUGGCAACAUCAAUAGAAAAAUGGAAUUUCCACAAAAGAGUGGCUUUAAGAAUGGUGAUGCUGGUGGGUGUCAACCCUGCAUGGCUUACGCUGGGUUUCAUGGUUAGCUGUGCUUUCUUAUCAAUGUGGCUCAGCAACACCUCUGCUGCUGCCAUGGUGAUGCCAAUUGUAGAAGCUGUAGCACAGCAGAUCACCAAAGCUGAAGCAGAAGCUGAUGCAAUGGAUAUGUCUUUCUCUAAUGGCUCCAUCAACCCGGCACUGGAACUGGACGAAAAUAUAGGAGAAAGUGAAAACAGCGACUGGAAAGAGAAAGAAAAACAAGUUAAUGGAUAUGACAAUGGUGUCAGUAGUACUAUGUGCACAAUCGGAAAGGAAAAUGAAAAAGAAAAGGAACAGAACUUACCACCUGCUGAAACAGGGAGAAAAAGCGGAGAGGACAAACACAAUGGGAUCUUCAAAGUGAUGUGCUUGUGUGUUGCUUAUUCUGCUAGCAUUGGAGGGCUGACCACAAUCACAGGAACAUCAACUAAUCUGAUUUUUACGGAGCACUUCAAUACACGUUAUCCAGACUGCCAGUGCAUCAAUUUUGGAUCCUGGUUUGUCCUAUCCAUCCCCAUCACAGUUAUUAUCCUGCUGCUCUCCUGGGUCUGGCUCCAGUGGCUUUUCCUUGGAUUUGAUUUUAAAAACAUGUUCAAGUGUGGCAAGAAGAAAACAGCUAGAGAAAAGGCUUCUGCACAGGUGAUUCAGGAGGAGUAUAAGAAGCUUGGACCAAUAAGCUACCCGGAAAUUGUUACAUUUGUCCUGUUUGUUUUAAUGACCCUGCUGUGGUUCACCAGAGAGCCUGGCUUCAUCCCAGGGUGGUCUUCACUUUUCCCAAAGUAUAAAGGCUAUGCAACAGAUUCAACAACUGCCUUAGUGAUAGGCCUCUUGUUCUUUAUUAUUCCAGCAAAAACAUUGUCUAGGACUUCAAAUGGAGAAACCACUGUUUUUGGUUACACUCCACUGAUUACCUGGAAGGAAUUUCAGUCAUGCAUGCCCUGGGAAAUAGCUAUUCUUGUUGGUGGCGGGUUUGCACUGGCAGAUGGCUGUGAGGUUUCCAAACUUUCUGAAUGGGUAGCAAGCAAGUUGACCCCCCUAGGGUCAUUACCUUUGUGGCUGGUUAUCCUGAUCUCGUGCCUUAUUGUCACUUCAGUAACAGAAGUGGCCAGCAAUCCAGCUACCAUUACAAUAUUUUUGCCCAUACUAUCUCCUUUGGCUGAAGCCAUUCAUGUGAAUCCACUUUUCAUUUUGAUACCUGCUACCUUAUGUACUUCCUUUGCAUUCCUGCUUCCCGUAGCAAACCCAGCCAAUGCCAUUGUAUUUUCAUAUGGUCACUUAACUGUUAUGGACAUGGUGAAAGCUGGCUUAGGCAUUAACAUCAUCGGAGUUGCCGUAGUUAUGCUUGCAAUUAUGACGUGGAUAGUGCCUAUGUUCGAUCUCUAUACUUAUCCAAGCUGGGCACCACACACUCCUUCUACAAAUAGCACCGGGCUGUAAAAAACAAAGCAAAACAAAAAAGUCUGACUAUUGAUUUGGAUUGGUUUUAUUCAUUUUCUUUUCCACUGGUAUGGUGAGUCACUUUGGGUAUUUCUUUGCCACAACGAUAGGGACCUACAUGACUGUAAAAUGAUAUAUUUUGCUGUUCCAGAGCCUGAGAUUCUAAUCAGGACAUAAGAUCAUAAAGUUAGUUUCUAAUCUGGAUUAGCUAAUCUGAAUUUUUACAUCUUCAUGUUAGGAAGGAAAAAAUAAAUGUGCCUAGACCUUAUCAUUGGCAGUUUGCCCCCAUUUUAGGAUAGUAACAUAGAGAGGUUAAACUUUUAUCAUUUUGAAUACAUUUUCUUCCAAUUACUUUGGUAAUAUUAGGAAUUUGUCAGAGAACAUAUUGGUUUUCUGUUUUCUAGGUUCAAACACUAUUUAAAAUGGUGUUGAGGGCAAACAAAACAUCAGGCAGGGGAUUGACUUGAACAUACAGUUUACAGACCUGUCGAACGUGCACAGAAAAUGGAGACCAACAUGAUCACUUACGCAGCACUUUAUCUGUUAAGCACCUUGUAAUCUGGAAGGAGGAUAUAUACUUAAGCAUAUAUUUAGUCUACCUCCUCCAGGACCUCACUGAAACAUGUUGUUGUUGUUUAGUACUUUUAUGGACAGAUGUAUAUUGGUCCAAGUUAAUCUAUGUGAAUACACACUAAAUUAUCAUCGUACCUUUGCUGAAAGUAGACAUAUGUCCCCUUGAUGAAUGAAAGCAUAAGACACAGCGAUGAACAUGUGAAACUCAGUCCAUCAAUCAAGACUAUAGUGCAUCUUCACCAGGAGGUGUCUGACCACUAUGGGACAGGUGGAAUUUUUGUUGUAAACACAAAACAGUGCAAUGUAGUCAGAAGGGAAGUUCAAGUUCGAUGAUAUCUUCAAAUGAGUAUGUUUUAUUUGGUUGUUACAUUUUUUUUUUAACAGUAAGGAUUACAUUAUUGUUCUUUUUACCUGUUGGAAAGAUCCAUGACAAGUUGUAAAGAGUGUUUAGUUAACAGUCUGAGUGACAUAUGCAUCAAGUCAUUCCUUGUUGGGGCACAUCUAUGAUGAUGGUAAAUCUUAAUCUGUUUUUUACAGAUGGAAUAAA